CCAGCACCACCCGGGGCCCUGAAGCUGGAGAUGCCCCUUGGCCAUGGCGGCCCCGGCGCCCCUUAAGAUGCCAGCGGCGUCCCCAGCGCCGCCAGCGCCCGUCCUGCUGCUGCUGCUGCUGCUCCUGGCGGCGCCGGCGGUGCCGGGGGCCGCGCCCACGCCCUGCCCGGCCGCCUGCACCUGCAGCAACCAGGCGAGCCGGGUGAUCUGCACCCGGCGCGAGCUGCUGGAGGUGCCCUCGAGCAUCUCGGUGAACACCCGCUACCUGAACCUGCAGGAGAACCACAUCCAGGUGAUCCGCACCGACACCUUCAAGCACCUGCGGCACCUGGAGAUCCUGCAGCUCAGCCGCAACCUGGUCCGGAAGGUGGAGGUGGGCGCCUUCAACGGGCUGCCCAACCUCAACACCCUGGAGCUGUUCGACAACCGGCUCACCACGGUGCCCACCCAGGCGUUCGAGUACCUCUCCAAGCUGAGGGAGCUGUGGCUGAGGAACAACCCCAUCGAGAGCAUCCCGUCCUACGCCUUCAACCGGGUGCCGUCGCUGCGGCGCCUCGACCUGGGCGAGCUCAAGCGCCUCGAGUACAUCUCGGAGGCCGCCUUCGAGGGGCUGGUGAACCUGCGCUACCUCAACCUGGGCAUGUGCAACCUCAAGGAGAUCCCCAACCUCACUGCCCUGGUGAGGCUGGAGGAGCUCGAGCUGUCGGGGAACCGGCUGGGCCGGGUGCGCCCGGGGUCGUUCCAAGGCCUGGGGAGCCUGAGGAAGCUGUGGCUGAUGCACGCGCGGGUGGCGGCGGUGGAGAGGAACGCCUUCGACGACCUCAAAGCCCUGGAGGAGCUCAACUUGGCCCACAACGACCUGGCCUCGCUGCCCCACGACCUGUUCGCCCCCUUGCACCGCCUGGAGCGCGUCCACCUCCACCACAACCCGUGGCGCUGCGACUGCGACGUGCUCUGGCUCAGCUGGUGGCUGCGGGAGACGGUGCCCAGCAACACCAGCUGCUGCGCCCGGUGCCACGCGCCGCCGGCGCUGCGGGGCCGCUACCUGGGCGAGCUGGAGCCGGGCCACUUCACCUGCUACGCGCCCGUCAUCGUGGAGCCGCCGGCCGACCUCAACGUCACCGAGGGCAUGGCGGCCGAGCUCAAGUGCCGCACGGGCACGGCCAUGACCUCGGUCAACUGGCUGACGCCCAACGGGACGCUGAUGACGCACGGCUCGUACCGGGUGAGGAUCUCGGUGCUGCACGACGGCACGCUCAACUUCACCAACGUGACGGUGCAGGACACGGGCCAGUACACCUGCAUGGUCACCAACGCCGCCGGCAACACCACGGCCUCGGCCACGCUCAACGUCUCGGCCGCCGACGCCGCCGCGGCCGCCGCCGCCGCCGCAGCCGCGGCCACGGGCUACACCUACUUCACCACGGUCACCGUAGAGACCACCGAGGGCGGCAGCGAAGAACAAGCCCCCCAGACCCCGCCGGCACCCACGGCGCCCGGGUGGGACCCCUCUGGCGGCUCCACGGCAGCGCCGGCCACGCGCGCCACGGGGAAGCCCUUCACGGUGCCCAUCACCGCCGCGGCGGCGGCGGGCGCCGGGGCGGCGGGAGGGGGUCUCCAAGACCUGGACGACGUGCUGAAGACCACCAAGAUCAUCAUCGGGUGCUUCGUGGCCAUCACCUUCAUGGCGGCCGUGAUGCUGGUGGCCUUCUACAAGCUGCGCAAGCAGCACCAGCGCCACAAGCACCGCGGGGGCCCCGCGCGCGCCGUGGAGAUCGUCAACGUCGAGGACGAGCUCUCGGGGGGGCCCGGCGGGGGCGGGGGGGGUGUUGGGGGCACGUCAGGGGGGGUGGGGACGUCGGGGGACAACAGGCUGGCGCUGCCGGCGCUGGAGAGGGAGCACCUGGACAGGUACGCGGCGCUGGCCGCCCACUACGGGGGCCCGGCGGCGGCGCUGGGGUGCGGGAAGACCCCUCUGCUCAACUCGGUGCAUGAGCCGCUGCUGUUCAAGAGCCCCUCCAAGGAGAACGUGCAGGAGACCCAGAUUUGACCCCCCCCAAAAGAAAGUGAGGGGUGGGGACCCUCUUCUCCUGCGCAGAGACUCAAUUCCAGCCCCCCGGAAAGGGGGAACGGGGACCCCCCUGAACCUGGACUUGACCCCCCCAGAAAGGGGGAAUGGGGACCCCCCUAAACUUGGACUUCACCCCCAUGAAAUGGGGGGAACAGAGAACCCCCUCCUGUCCAGAGACUCGGAUCUGACCCCCCCUCCAGAAAGGGGGAACAGGGAGACCCCCUCCCAAAACCUGGACGUGACCCCUCCCAGAAAGGGGGAACAGGGAUGCCCCUAAACCUGGACUUGACCACCCCCUCCCCGAAAUGAGGGGGUGUGGGGAC
Messenger RNA from Neopelma chrysocephalum (saffron-crested tyrant-manakin), 2394 nucleotides. It is a transcript of the gene LRRC4B, whose product is annotated as leucine rich repeat containing 4B. Bases 44 to 2050 code for a protein of 668 amino acids. Lineage: Eukaryota; Metazoa; Chordata; Aves; Passeriformes; Pipridae. Gene Ontology annotation, cellular component: plasma membrane. The transcript has a single exon. Gene Ontology annotation, molecular function: protein binding. The record is from RefSeq and is a predicted model, not a curated record.